Cucurbita maxima (winter squash) is the source of this 4389-nucleotide messenger RNA. RefSeq names its product formin-like protein 5. The record is from RefSeq and is a predicted model, not a curated record. Gene Ontology annotation, biological process: actin nucleation; actin cytoskeleton organization. Gene Ontology annotation, molecular function: actin filament binding. Lineage: Eukaryota; Viridiplantae; Streptophyta; Magnoliopsida; Cucurbitales; Cucurbitaceae.
UCGUAGAUUGGAUCGCAAAAGAAUUAGGUUGGAAAAUUUUCAGGUUAGAAUGGAAAUGUCUGAUUUCAAUUCUCCACGGAUUUAGGUGGAGAGAGUUUUAGGAGAAAACGACUGGAAUAAUCAAUAUACCGCCAUUGAAAGUGGUCUGAUUUCAUUAUGAUUCUCUUUCUUCCUGCAGCAGCUUUCUCCAAAAAUCCUCUCCAACAACGGAAUCACGCCUUCUUUCCAACGCAUUAUUAUUUAGUCAAAUGUUUCUAACGUCGGCGAAUUCCUCGACCUUCUUUUGGUGGAUCUGGUCUGAAUCGGAGACCCAUUGGCGGCCUUUCCACUCUGCCCUCUUUUGAUUUCCAUUUCGUCUUUUCAAAAGGGGUUUUAUCGCUCUCUUUUUCUCAAUUAUUUUGGUUUACAAUUGGAAUUUCCUUAGCUUCGUUAUCUGAUUGUUUCUUUUCUGAGCUUUUUUCCCCUUUUGUUUGAAUCGUUAAGAUUGAUCGUCUUCCAGCUAUUUUUUGCGAUUUUUAUCUGAAAUUAUUGUUCGGUUUGCUGCGGGAUUUUGAGGCAUCGUGUUUCUGAAGAACCUUGGUUUUGGAUGGUUUUUUUCACUUGUGGUUGGGGAAAGAUGGAACCGUGAGGAUAUUAUGCUGUUAUAAUGACAUUUCAACGACUUAUGGGUAUUGCAAAAAGGAGAUGUUUGGUUGUUUUUGUGAUUCUCAUAUGUGCUUCUUUAGCAACUUGCUUUAAGGACCAUGAGGAAGAGGAACUGAUUCUGAGCCAACUAGCUGACCCAAUUACUGGGGAUGUCAAUAUAGAGAUGGCUGAGCUGUUAUUGGUGAAGUGCAACUUGGAUUUCUUUCAGUUGAAUGAAGAUGUAGUUGGUACUGAUUCGUGCUCUGAAGAAAAACCGAGAAGCACAGAUGGAAUUAAUUUCGAAUGCCGGACGCUUGCAAAAGAAAAAACAAACAGAAUGCUAAGUUCCAUGCAUCCCCAGAUGAAGCAGGCUCUUUUAGAUUGUGUAAGAAAGAAUUUCAUGUCUCCGGGAGAGACUAUAAUUCUGAAGCUUGGUACACCCGAUAUCUGGAGUCAUUGCUUUUUAUGCCUGGUAGUUUUAGAAGGAAGUUAAGUUCUAGAUGGCUUCGAAGUGCUGAAGAAGAGCCCGCUCUGGCACCUGAAUCUUCAGAUCCUGUAUCUCCCCCCCGUCAUAAAAGAAAACCAUUUUUUCCACCAGAUUCUGGAAAUUCAAGUCAAUCUUCAGGAGAUGAAACUCCUGUAAGAAAAGCUUCUAGCACAGGUGGACAAAAGGAAAAGAAAUCUAAUCAUCAGCAAACAGUUAUUUUAGCUGUUGUCAUAACAGCAACAGUGACUUUUAUUAUUGUAGCUUUGCUCUUUUUAUGCUAUAAUAAGAGUGUUUCCAGAAUGAAGCAAAAUGAUGAAAAUCAUGAAAGGCCUCUCCUAAGCUUGAGCUUAAGUUCUUCGCCCAAGUAUUCUGCCUUUGGGAAUUCUAUUAAGGAAGACGUGCUCAUCAAUCAAGCAUCUAACUUGAAUCACCACCAGAGAGCUCCAUCUUUGGAUGGUAACCUGCACAUUGUCUCCGAUGGUGCACAUACCUCAAUGCAGGGACAUCCAGCUUUUGGAGAUGCUGGAAUUGCCAAUAACGCAUCUUUUGAAUCAACUUAUAUGGCUGAUGGUACUACUGGCUUGGUGCCACUUCCUCCUGGAGCAGUGCCAGUCAACUCAGAGAUUAUACCACCUCUGAAGCCCCCUCCUGGCAGGGCGAUUCCCCUGCCUCCUGGCAGGACUGUUCCCCUGCCUCCUGGCAAGACUGUUCCCCUGCCUCCUGGCAAGACUGUUCCCCUGCCUCCUGGCAGGGCUGCUGCUCCCCUUCCUCCUGAGCCCCCUUCGUCCUUUAAGUCACCAUCCAGCAUGAGUAGUUCUCCUCCUCCUCCACCUCCUGCACCUGGUGCUCCACCACCAGGACCUCCUGGAAAUUCAGGUCGCCCUCCUGGACCCCCUCUACCUCCAGCAUCUGGACCAGGCAACAAAGCAGGCCCUCCCCCACCACCACCUCCUAAAGGUGGUGGUGGUAGUGGUCCACCUCGACCACCACCUCCAGGAGCACCCAAAGGUGUAAAUCCACCUCGACCUCCAAGACCUUUUGGACGUGAUGAUGAAGGUAUGGACGAAUCGGGUGUUCCCAAAGCCAAAUUGAAACCAUUUUUCUGGGACAAAGUUCUUGCAAACCCUGAUGAUUCCAUGGUCUGGCAUCAGAUAAAAGCAGGAUCUUUCCAAUUCAACGAGGAGAUGAUAGAAACUCUUUUUGGAUAUACACCAGUUGAUAGAAACAAAAGUGAGGGAAAGAAGGAGGCAUCAUCACAAGAUCCUGCGCACCAGUUCAUUCAGAUCAUUGAUUCAAAGAAAGCACAAAAUUUGUCCAUUCUUUUGCGGGCACUAAAUGUGACAAAAGAAGAAGUUUGUGAUGCGCUUCAUGAAGGAGGUGAACUUCCUGCCGAACUUCUUGAAAACUUACUGAGGAUGGCACCAACACCAGAAGAAGAACUCAAGCUUAGACUGUUUAGUGGGGAACUUACUCAACUUGGAAAUGCCGAGCGUUUCCUUAAAAGUUUGGUUGAUAUCCCAUUUGCUUUCAAAAGGUUGGAAUCGCUGCUUUUCAUGGGCACUCUCCAGGAGGACAUCAACAUCACUAAGGAGUCCUUUGUUAACUUGGAGAUUGCUUGCAAGGAACUUCGGAGCAGCAGGCUGUUCCUCAAACUUCUAGAAGCUGUUCUUAAGACGGGAAACCGGAUGAACGAUGGAACUUUUCGAGGUGGUGCACAAGCAUUCAAAUUGGACACUCUUUUAAAAUUGUCAGAUGUGAAAGGAAAAGAUGGCAAGACUACGCUAUUGCACUUUGUAGUCCAGGAGAUAAUUCGUACAGAAGGGAUAAGAGCUGCGAGGAACGCCACAGGAAGCCAUAGCUUCUCGAGCACCACAUCAAAUGAUCUGCUGGAUGAAACACCUGACGAUGUGGAAGAGCAUUACCGUACCCUUGGUCUUGAGGUCGUCUCAGGGUUAAGUGGUGAACUUCAGAAUGUGAAGAAAGCAGCAACCAUAGAUGCUGAUGCCUUAACUGGAACUGUUUCCAAACUUGGGCAUGCACUCUUAAAAUCAAGAGACUUUCUGAACAAAGAUAUGCAGGGUUUAGGUGAGGAGAGUCAGUUUCACGAAACCCUGAAAAGCUUUUUGCAGAAUGCUGAGGUUGCUAUCAUGGCCCUCUUGGCAGAAGAAAAAAAAAUCAUGGAAAUGGUGAAAAGCACAGGUGACUACUUCCAUGGAAAUGCAGGGAAGGACGAGGGCUUACGGUUGUUCGUAAUAGUGCGAGAUUUCUUGGUAAUGAUAGAUAAAACAUGUCGAGAAAUAAAGGAUGCACAGAAGAAGCAGGUGAAGGUACACAAACAGGCAGUAUCUUCUGAUAGCAAUCACCCCCCUUCAACUCCAGUUCCCCCUGUUCCUCCUGCUGAUCUUCCUCCUGUUCCUCCCGCUGAUCUUCCCCCUUCAACUCCAGCUCCCUCUGAUCUUCCCGCUGAUCAUCCCCCCGUUUCUCCCACUGAUCUUCCCCCUUCAACACCAGUUCCCUCUGAUCUUCCCUCUGAUCGCCCCCCCGUACCUCCUGCUGAUCUUCCCCCUUCAACUCCAGUUUCCUCUGCUCCUCCUUCUGCUCCUCCCCCUUCAACUCCAGUUCCCUCUGCUCCGCCUCCCCCUUCAACUCCAGCUCCCUCUGCUCCUUCUGCUCCUCCUCCCCCUUCAACUCCAGUUCCCUCUGCUCCGCCUCCCCCUUCAACUCCAGCUCCCUCUGCUCCUCCUCCCCCUUCAACUCCAGUUCCCUCUGCUCCUCCUCCCCCUUCACCUCCAGUUCCCACUGCUCUUCCCCCUGUUCGUCCCCCUGAUCUACGACACGCGCCUUCUGCCGAUCUGAAUCAACUGAUCUUCCCAGCAAUUACUGAUCGUAGGAUCAGUGACUCAAGUUCAGACGAGGAGAGUCCAUAGGUUAAUCAGCUGAAAAGGAGCCCAGCCUUCAUAAUUGUUAGGCUCCUUUUGGUCAUAGGCAAGAUAUGUAGCAGUAAGAAGAAGAAGCUCCAUGAAUUGCCACAAUGGGCUCAGAAUGCACUUAGACUUAGACUUUGACUUUUAUUUUUCACUCACCCUUCAUUCAUUUGUAAAAAGAACUUAGUUUUGACGUUUUUGGCAGUUGGAGCAUUCAACAACAUAGAGUUUGUAGAUGUAGAUUGUGUUACCAGAGUAUCAGACUAUCAGUUAAAUGUCUCUCUUCUUUUUUGUUGUCAACUCCCCAAAAUCUCAACAUUAAAGAAGGCUUCUCCACUUGUUAUUUGAACUAAA